AUGUCUCGCUUUCCAGCCAUCCCCCCGCAAGAACGCACCGCGGCUCACGAUGUAAUCGAAAAUGGAGUUGCAGAGGUAUUCUCUAAGGUGCCGUCCCACAUUGAAUGGAAAGGGUCCUCCGGAACGAUCCUGGGUCCGUACUCGCCUCUCUUAUACACGCCCGAAAUAGCAGAGCCGUGGUUCAACCUAGCGUUGACCGUGACUCGACAGCAGCGGCUCACGCUGCGUGAGAAAGAACUGGCCAUACUGGCAGUCCUGGCAGAAUAUGACGCACCAUACGUGUUGUACGCGCACUCCCAAGUGGCUACUGCGGUGGGGCUGUCCCAGGAGCAGGUGCAGCAAGCCGUCGAUGGCGAAGUACCGAAUGGUCUUAGCGAGUCCGAGGCAGAGGUGUAUAGCUUUGCGUUGAAGCUGGCCCAGUUGCGAGGCCCAAUGGACAGUGCAGUUUUUGACAGCGCAAAGAGUGCACUCAGUCGUGAUCGAAUGGUUGGUUUGGCCCACAUUGUUAGCGGGUUUAUUUAUGUUUCCAUGUUGUGUAAUAUCUCGAACGGCGAAGUUCCUGUCGCUGCUGAGGGUGCGUUUGUUGCGAAGUCAAGACAUUGGCAGUAG
Messenger RNA from Aspergillus affinis, 609 nucleotides. Its product is annotated as carboxymuconolactone decarboxylase family protein. Gene Ontology annotation, molecular function: peroxiredoxin activity. NCBI's taxonomy places the organism in Eukaryota, Fungi, Ascomycota, Eurotiomycetes, Eurotiales, Aspergillaceae. The transcript has 2 exons. Bases 1 to 609 code for a protein of 202 amino acids. The record is from RefSeq and is a predicted model, not a curated record.